Daphnia pulicaria is the source of this 1156-nucleotide messenger RNA. Its product is annotated as pyrroline-5-carboxylate reductase-like. The transcript is spliced from 8 exons. Gene Ontology annotation, molecular function: pyrroline-5-carboxylate reductase activity. Gene Ontology annotation, biological process: L-proline biosynthetic process. The record is from RefSeq and is a predicted model, not a curated record. Lineage: Eukaryota; Metazoa; Arthropoda; Branchiopoda; Diplostraca; Daphniidae. The coding region runs from base 150 to 986 and encodes 278 amino acids.
CUGUCACAAUUUCUCCGACAGUCGAACGUCUGCGAAAAGUCUCGUGGGGGAAUUGUAAAGAUAUCGUAAAAAUCGUAAUUGAAGUAUUGAACAGUCGUCGGUGGCUUUUGAUUCCGUUUGGCACACAUUCCACACUUGUCUGAUAGAAAAUGGAGUUGUCGUCAGCCAAAGUUGGUUUCAUCGGAGCCGGUAAUAUGGCACAAGCCCUCGGAAAAGGAAUGAUCUCAGCUGGUCUGUUGAAGGCCAAUCAGAUUUGGGCCAAUGCUCCAGAUGAUGGCACUCUAGAUGUCUGGAAAGCUUGGGGAUGCAAUGUUCUCAUCAAUGACAACACUUCCGUCUUUGAGACAUGUGAUAUUGUGGUGCUGGCAGUCAAGCCAAACUUGUUUCCAGUCAUUGUCAGGGAAUUGAAACAAUGCAAAGGACCAGACAAUCAAUUGGUUCUGUCAGUCAUGAGUGGAAUUACUAUUGCUGAUAUUGAAAAAGGUCUUUAUUCCAAAGUAUCCAAUUUAAAAGCCAUCAUCAGGGUCAUGCCCAAUACUCCAGCACUGGUGAGUGCCGGUUGUGCAGUGUAUUCCCUGAAUGAGCAUGCAUCUUGCAAACACGCUGAUGUGACUAUGAAGAUCUUUGAGAGUGUGGGAAUUUGCCACCAAGUACCUGAAUCUCAACUGAAUGCCUUCACAGGAUUGAGCGGGAGCGGCCCAGCCUAUGUCUAUAUGGCCAUCGAGGCCCUCUCGGACGGAGCAGUAAAAAUGGGAAUCCCUCGACCGUUGGCGACCCAAUUCGCCGCUCAAAUGGUUUAUGGAUCGGCCAAAAUGGUCCUCGAUACCAAGCGUCAUCCCGGCUCAUUGAGAGAUGACGUGUGCUCGCCUGGAGGGACGACCAUCGCUGGCGUCCAUGCCCUUGAAAAAGCCGGAUUCAGGUGCGCAUUGAUGGAUGCCGUCGAGGCGGCGACAAAACGGGCCCAGGAACAAAGCGCUCACAAAUAGAGGGGAGACCCACGGAUGAUAGCUGGAUGGCCAUCCGAUGUCGCCUCUCCGCAUCAACUCACUUUGGUUGUGAUUAUUAAACACUAAAAAAAUCAAAAAUAUUUAGAACUUUUUUAUCGGUUGAAAUGGAUAGAUAUUAAAAUAAAAGAAUAAAAAUUUCAACAACAAAA